Molecule: messenger RNA, 857 nt
Organism: Dendronephthya gigantea
Lineage: Eukaryota; Metazoa; Cnidaria; Anthozoa; Malacalcyonacea; Nephtheidae
Product: histone H1-delta-like
Exons: 1
Coding region: 66-626 (186 amino acids)
Biological process (GO): chromosome condensation; nucleosome assembly; negative regulation of DNA recombination
Cellular component (GO): nucleus; nucleosome
Molecular function (GO): nucleosomal DNA binding; double-stranded DNA binding; structural constituent of chromatin
Source: RefSeq, a predicted model, not a curated record
CGAGACGCGAAGAAGGGCAAAGCUGUCGCUGAAAAGAUUUUAAAUAAUUCAAAACAAACUCGAAGAUGUCAGGUAGUGGCCAAAAAGCGAAGACGUCUACUGCUAAGCCAGCAGAACAUCCGAAGUACCUCGACAUGAUAACCGCAGCUAUCGCUGCCUUGAAAGAACGUAACGGUUCCUCGAGACAGGCUAUCAUAAAGUACAUAAAGGCAAACUACAAAGUCGGAGAUAAAGCUGGCGGUCAUGUCAAACAUGCUCUGAGAAAAGGCGUAACAGCGGGAGAACUUCUUCAAAGUAAGGGAACAGGCGCAUCGGGAUCUUUUAAACUUGCCAAAAAAGCUGUUGAAGCUAAGCCAAAGAAACCGAAGAAGCCGGCGGCGAAGAAGACAGUCGCAAAGCCAAAACCCAAAGCUAAGAAGAGCACAACGAAAUCACCCAAAAAGAAAGCAGCUCCUAAAAAGGCCGCAACAAAGAAACCAGCAGCGAAGAAAUCGCCAAGCAAACCAAAGAAGCCAGCAACGAAGAAACCCGCUAGUAAAAAGGCACCUGCGAAGCCCGCUAAAAAACCAGCGGCGAAAAAGGCAGGAGCGAAAAAACCAGCCGCGAAAAAACAAGCAAAGAAAUAAAUGAACAAUCUCUGAACUGAAACAAAACUAAUACACUGGAGUAGUCUUAGCUAGAUUUUAUUUAUGAGAGAAAGACUCUAACAUUUUAAAAGAAUAACAUUGCUGUGCAAAUAUAAUUCUGCUCAUAGUUCCGUGAAAUAAGGUAAUGCUGUUUUUUUAAAACGUUUGUGUUAGCUAAUGCUACUUUAAAACCUUGUACAUAGCCUUGAAAUUAUACAUUGAUAUUUUUAA